This is a messenger RNA of Sorex fumeus (smoky shrew), 1633 nucleotides long. RefSeq names its product nucleolar and spindle associated protein 1 (gene NUSAP1). The record is from RefSeq and is a predicted model, not a curated record. NCBI's taxonomy places the organism in Eukaryota, Metazoa, Chordata, Mammalia, Eulipotyphla, Soricidae. The coding region runs from base 21 to 1358 and encodes 445 amino acids. Gene Ontology annotation, cellular component: microtubule; nucleolus; mitotic spindle. The transcript is spliced from 11 exons. Gene Ontology annotation, molecular function: microtubule binding. Gene Ontology annotation, biological process: mitotic chromosome condensation; mitotic cytokinesis; establishment of mitotic spindle localization.
GGUCGACUGCAUUGCAGAACAUGAUGACUGUCCCUUCGCUGGAGGAACUGGAGUCCUUCAAAUACAGUGACCUGCAGAACCUGGCCAAGAGUCUGGGCCUCCGGGCCAACCAGAGGGCAGACAAGUUGUUAAAAGCCUUGAGAGCCCACCUGGAACAAGAAAUAAGAAAGGAAAAAAAGAAUCAGGAUGAAAGUCAGACUCCAGCAGUCUCUUGCGAAGAGAUGCAGGUACAGAUCGGGGCUCAGGAACAGACAGAGAGGGAGCCGGCAGGCCACAUCACCAAAACCAAGAGAAGAAGGAGGACUCUCUACAUCCCCCCUGACCCACAGCAGGAUAUUUCAGAGACGAAAACAAAUGAUCCCACCGGAUGUCCGAGUCCGAAUCCAGAAGAGCCGGGAGACCUGGGGCUCAGCACUGUUGUGAAGACUACUCCCCCAUACCAGACGUGCAGGGAGGAGAAUGUUGUGGCCUCAGGGAAAGGAGGAAUAGCAGGUCAGGAAGGUUCAAAGGUACCCUCAGGAAAAAAGAAGCCUCUCAACACCGAAGGGUUUUCUAAAUCUGGAGUAAAGAAAAGAACUGCUUGCACAACCACUCCAAACUUUAAGAAACUUCAUGAGGCUCAUUUUAAGGAAAUGGAGUCCAUUGAUCAAUAUAUGGAAAGGAAAAAGAAGCAUUUUGAAGAACACAGUUCAUUGAGUGAACUGAAGAAGCAGCCAGUCAACAAGGCCAUGGUGGCCACUCCAAUGGCCCAGAGAGGACGCUUCUCUGAGGCCUGCACGCCUGUCAGCCAGCAGCGUUCUCAGGGCCGGAUCCACGCCCCCGUGUCUCGAAAUACCUCAUGUGUGAAGAGGUCAGGCAAGAGCUCGGCCACAAAAAUGAACGUCAGGUUUUCAGCCACUACUAAAGAUAAUGAGCAUAAGCGUUCACUCACCAAGACUCCAGCCAGAAAGUCUCCCCUUGUGACCAUGCCUUGGAGUACCUCAAAAGGCCAACCUGCACUUGGGACAAACAAAUUAAUGACCCCACGAAGGGAUUCUGCUGUUGUUUCUACCCCAUUCAAGCGCGUUGCUGAGGCCUCAAAUACUCCCGUCUCCCAGAAAAAACCAGUGUUUGAUCUCAAAGCAAGUUUGUCUCGUCCACUCGGCUAUGAACCACACAAAGGAAAGCUGAAACCAUGGGGACAAUCGAAAGAAAACUGUGUGAAUGAACACAUAAGCAGAGUCAGCCUCCACAAGAACACGUACAAACAGCCUCGCUUCAAGACCAGGGAGGAGCAGCGCAAGAAACAUGAGGAAGAGCAAAAGGAGAAGAAAGCAAAGGUUUUGGCAGCUCGAAGAGGACUUGUGGCUAAAAAUUGAUAAUCUUGUAAUAUUAUGUAAAUAUUCUUUUAUUUUGAACUUCUUGUAAAUAUUUUAGUGUUCUCCUUUUCAGUCACUAGCUAUCUUUCUGCUCCUUGCUGGCAUUGUAUUGUGGGAAUGGGCCUUCCAUGUGCCACGGCUCUGAAAGAACAUUCAUUUCUAAAGACCACGAAUCCUUUAGAAUGGUUUUUAUGUACGUCCUGAUACAACUCCGUUUUCUAUUAAGCCUUCUUCAGUAGUUUAUUGGCUAGCACAGUCCUCCCGUUGUUCACUGA